UGUUUUUCAGUGAGUUGACAAUGAUAGCUAUUGCAUAUCUUAUACUAUUUUGGCCGGCGGGAUCUUUUGGCCAAGGCGACCGGUAUAAUGGAACCAAGGAAGAUUCGAAUGCGACAUUAUUUGAAGUUACCGGUUAUCCCUUGACGGGUGACAUACCGCUACUUAAUCGAAAGAUAUUCCGAGGAUCUCGAGUAAAUAUAAGAGAGCAUCCUUACAUUGUGAGCAUACGUCGAAACAACUGUCACUACUUAACGGGCACUUUGAUUACGAAGAACCUUGUUCUAACAGUGGCGCAUCCUAUAAUAGGUGUCCCAAUACAACAUCUAAAGAUAGUUGCAGGAGAAAACUAUUCAGACAGAGGAACAUCACUAUUGACAGUAAUACUGGUCGUAGUUCAUCAAAACUUUGAUCCAUUUACGCUCAACGCGGAUUUGGCCAUGCUCAGGUUUUACGAAGAUGUUAUAUUCAAAUCGUCAAUAAAGAGCAUUUCGUUAAUAAUGCCUCACAAGCCAUUUUUUGACAGUGACGCGUUUGUUACGGGUUGGGGCAGAUGUGACUUAACGGACAAAGAACUCUGUCUGCCGCGUUCUUCGGACUGGUUCCCUGAUGAAAGAAUGGAUCCAAUGCUGAGAACCGUCUCGUUUCAUAUUGAUCGUGAAAAUUUUUACUGCGAUGGAUAUAAACAACAUGAUACGAAAGUGCGGCCAGGGAUGUUAUGUCUGGGUCCGGCUCGAGAAGAGAAACCGUCUUUUGCAUGUUUAGCUGUUCCCGGGGCCCCACUCGUGGUGAAAGCCAAAUUGGCCGGUAUUUUGUCCUGGGGGUUCGGUUGCGGCUACCUUCACGAUCUACCACUUCUAUACACAAGUGUUCAAUAUUAUACAAUGUGGAUAGCACAGAAUAUAAUAUCGUUUCGCAAGCUAUCCAUGCAAAACUUUUCUCAACUGUUCCAAGCAACAAAGUCCUUCAUAAUAUUGGAAUGGUUGGUAAAGAAUAGAGUUUCGAAACCGCCUUAUCAUCAACAUGGUGUCAGCUACAGAGAGUUGCAAAUGUUAGAACUGGACCGCGAACUUUCCAAGAUACAAGGUGAUCUGUACGAUAUUAGAGAUUUUAUUAAUAAAGAAGAACUGCAUUCAAAGAAACAACUAAUGUAUCGAGUUAUUAAGGAGGAACAAAUUAAAAAUAAAACGAAAAAUAUGGAAAAAAUUGUUCUAAUGCAGCAGUUGAAAAUAAAAACCUACCCAUUCAUAAGUAAUAAAACCUUAAUAGAUAUUAAUAUCAAAUAUGACGAUUACAAUAAUUCUGAUGAUGAUUAAAAAUUCGAAAUUUAGACAGUAGUUCAGCUAGAUGAGUAAACCAAUACCACCUUCACCUAUAACGUGGUUUAAACUUAUAUCAGCCUUUAAACUGAUAGAUGGGGUGCAGUGACU
Messenger RNA from Vanessa atalanta (red admiral), 1427 nucleotides. Its product is annotated as hypodermin-B-like. The record is from RefSeq and is a predicted model, not a curated record. Gene Ontology annotation, molecular function: serine-type endopeptidase activity. The coding region runs from base 21 to 1313 and encodes 430 amino acids. The transcript has 8 exons. Gene Ontology annotation, biological process: proteolysis. Lineage: Eukaryota; Metazoa; Arthropoda; Insecta; Lepidoptera; Nymphalidae.